Messenger RNA from Onychostoma macrolepis, 3841 nucleotides. RefSeq names its product gap junction protein, alpha 5b (gene gja5b). Gene Ontology annotation, biological process: cell communication. The transcript is spliced from 2 exons. Gene Ontology annotation, cellular component: connexin complex. Bases 937 to 2040 code for a protein of 367 amino acids. The record is from RefSeq and is a predicted model, not a curated record. NCBI's taxonomy places the organism in Eukaryota, Metazoa, Chordata, Actinopteri, Cypriniformes, Cyprinidae.
UCUUAACAUGUCCUUUGAGUAUGAGGGCAGAUCGUCCAUACGUUGUAUGUUGUUCGUCCAACGGUUGUCGGCCCGCUAGCAGCUGUUUCUGAUUAUCAGCAAGUCUGUAAUCUGUCUUCCCCUGACACCGAGAGGACAAGGACUCAUCUAAAGAGAAGACUGAAUUGAUCGGUUUAUUUUACACUAGACGUAUCUUAAGAUUCAUUCUGGGGUGAAACAACAGAGGUGAACAUCUAUAAAGACAUUCAUCUUUCCGUUCUCAAACCCAGAGACUGUGGACGGCUAGAAACUACCACAGCGAGUCAUCCAUCAAUUCCAGCUUUAUCUUUGAAGGAGACGGCUUAUAGUUUGUCAGCUGGCGUAAUAAAGAGUCCAUUUUCACCAUCAGUCUGUGGAAUAUACUGAUGACAAGUGAACAAGAAGCAAUCUGUCUGCAAACAGCCUUGUGUCCACAACUCGACCCUGUCAGGAAGAUACAACAGGAAGAAAAAGAACCGCAGUUCAAUCACCUUAUUCCCACUGAGGUGUCAACAUACCUCCUUCAGCUCUUCAACAUCCCUACCAAUAAGACAGCAUCAACAGUCUGACUCUAUUCCAGAUCGUUCAGUCAGGAUCGUUCAUCAGAAACACUCUAAUCGCAGAACAUAUGAACAGAACCAUAUAUCAAAGUAAAGCUUCGGCUGAAGUUUGAAGGCCUCUGAGGCUCGGUGAGUGUCAGCCUGCCAAGGAGUUCUGGCAACUAAUCGCACAUCCUAAAAGCAGAAGAGACAGGAAGUGUUCUCAGGUAAAGAGGCAGAGCGAUCAAGAAUCUGUCAAGACUCAUCCCUAAACAGCCAACGGUUUACCCAUCAGUUGACAGAGAGACAAACGCACACUUGUCGGAUCUUUAACAGACACCUGUUGGUCCACAACUAUUAAAGGCUCUUCUGACUAGUCAUGGCUGACUGGAGUCUGCUGGGAAACUUUCUAGAAGAAGUCCAGGAACAUUCCACCUCGGUGGGAAAGGUGUGGCUCACCAUUCUUUUUAUCUUCCGGAUCCUGGUCCUGGGCACGGCCGCCGAGUCCUCGUGGGGCGACGAGCAGGAAGACUUCACCUGCGACACAGAGCAGCCCGGUUGUGAGAACGUUUGUUACGAUAGAGCUUUUCCCAUCGCGCAUAUCCGCUUCUGGGUGCUCCAGAUUGUAUUCGUGUCCACACCUUCUCUCAUCUACAUGGGACACGCGAUGCACAUUGUCCGCAGAGAGGAGAAGAAGAGGAAAGAGCAGGAAGAUGAAGGAGCGCAAAGAGACAGAGAUGGAGAGAAGUACCCAGAGGAAGAAAAGAACUGUGGGAAGGAGGACGAAGGUGGAGGUGGGAAGUUGCGAUUGAAGGGGGCUUUGCUACAAACGUAUGUACUAAGCAUCCUCAUCCGCUCUGUAAUGGAAGUGAUCUUCAUCAUAGUCCAGUACAUGCUCUAUGGAGUUUUCCUUAAUGCGCUCUACGUGUGUAAGGCCAUUCCAUGUCCACAUGCAGUUAACUGCUACAUCUCGAGACCUACGGAGAAGAACGUGUUUAUUGUGUUUAUGCUGGCGGUAGCGGCUGUGUCGCUGUUGCUCAGUAUUGUAGAACUCUAUCAUUUGGCAUGGAAGCAGAUUAAGCGUUGUUUGCAAAGAUAUAAUGCUUCCAAACAGCGACCGAAUACACCAUCCACUGUAGCUGCAGUCUCACCAAACCGAACCUGCACUCCACCUCCUGACUUCAACCAAUGCCUGACAUCUCCACCGUCUUCCCCUACCAUACAGACACACGCACACUCGCUUUUACACCCAACCUGCCCGCCUUUUCACAAUCGGCUGGAGCACCAGCAAAACUCAGUGAACAUGGUCACUGAACGCCAUCGAGGUCAGGACUACCUAGGUGUCAACUUCUUGAGCUUCUCACAUACACCUACAGAGACGCCCAACUCGUUUCUAAGCAGUGAUUUUGUUGAGGACAAGCGAAGGUUUAGCAAGAGCAGCGGGACCAGCAGCCGCAUGAGACCAGAUGACCUUGCAGUAUAGCACUGACCAAUCGAAUCUGGAAAAGGGUCGUCUAGUGUGACGAGUCAUUAAUCUGCUACAUGAUUUUGCACUUGACCGAACAUAUUUACUUCAGUGCUGUCUGAUUGCCUGAGCCAGAAUACCGGUUCAUACAUUUGUGAGUGAUGCAUAAAAAAAAACAUUUGACUUUAUAUAAAAAAAAUAAAAAAAAAUAAAAAAAAGUCAACAUGAAAUCAAGACGUUAUACUUAAAUGCUUAUCUUUAUAAUCUUUCAUCAAAAUUUAGAAACUUCCUCGACCUCUGAAACGCCUUUUGUCGCUUUGCAUUUGGACUAAUGCAUUGGAAAUAUAAAAUAAUGCCAACUUUUUACUUUGAAAUACACCAUAGUUUCACUGUAAUAAUGCACUAUAAUGUAUUGUUGCACAAUGCACUGAUGAGAUGUUCUUCACUAACUUUGAUUUUUUUCCUCCUUAUUGGUAAAUGAGAUGUUUAUGAUAUUUUAUAUUUGCUUAACUUAGCAUGUAAAUAUUCUGGACUGCUGAUAAGAAAAUGAAGAUUUCUUUCUUCGUCAAAUGCAUAUCUCAAGUGGAAAAUGGACAUUGAGAACCAUUUGAAAUGGACAUUUUGCAUUUUGAACACUUACUGUGACUUCGCAACCCAUUUUGAUUGCGCAAAAAAGACAGGACAAUGGAGAGAGACAAAUGCGAUGUGAAAUAUUAUUGCAAAAAUGAAAACAUUAUUGUAAAUCCAGGGACUUUCAUAACAGGCCAGCGCUGAAGAAACGGUUGCAUCUAAUUUGAUAAAAACCAAAUCAUCCCGACAGUGCAAGAGCGAUUUAAACUGUGAAAAUCUGGGGUGAAGAGCUCUUGAACUGAGCCCAGUUGUGUAUACUUUGCCUGAAGAUAUGAAAGAAAAAGGAAUGUAAAACAAUGUUGUUGUUUUAACCUUUGCAGUCAUAUUUCUAAUUCUAUUUGUAAUAACAGAUGUGCUUGUUCUUAAAUUUGAUGUAUUAGAUUUUUUUAAUGUUAUUAACGCAUACAGAAAUAAAGAUAAAAUAAAAAAUAAAACCCUAAAUGUCAGCUCACAUCUAUAUAUGCACAAAACCCCCUACCACUUGCAUGUCAAAUUACAUCUAACCAAUCAUGUCACGGCUACCACUAGGUGGCGCAAUCACUCUCCACUACAAUACAAAGCUAGCCAGUAGACUAAAACAUGCACUCAUCAGAAUGCUCUGUGUAAGCUAAUAGGUCAUGUGUUAUCCUGACACUGAAGUGCUUUACAUUUUGUGCUGGUGGAUAAAUAGGGACCAAAUAAGUGAACUAGUCUCCGUGCAGCAGCUGCUAAAUCUCAGUUAACCUCGGCUAAAAUUAGCCCUGCAAUGGAAAGCACUCUCCGCCAUCAGUUCAAGAGCAACAUGUGUUGGAUCAUUAUUGCACAACAGCAAACAUUCAUUUUGAAAGAAUUUGCUAAAAGACACUGAGGUUGGAAUAGGACCGGUCCACUUCCAGGAGAAUCAAGCCAUGGUCAGCCAAGCAUGAAUUCACCACAUAAACAAGUGAACAAUUAGCAAAGACUGUAAGUGUAACUGCAAAGAUACCUAACUUAAAGCUGUUAAUAUUUGAAGGCGAGAUGAUACACACUGAGAUGUGCCAUUUUUAAAUGUACCUUACCUGUACCUGUAAUUCAUGCAUAAGCAUGCUAUUUAGAAUCUGUAAACGUAAAUUAAACAUUUCACAUAAAAUAAUACUUUACUAAUUUGAUUAUGUUUUAAAUUACAAAUAAGAGUGUAGUUCAAAGAUUUUCCAUAAAAAUAAAAAAUAAA